AUGCCGGACCAAUCCUCGGUGCUCUUCGUUUGUCUGGGCAACAUCUGCCGGUCCACCAUGGCCGAGGGCGUGUUCCAAUCGCUGGCAAAGAAGCCGCCAUAUGAGGGUCUCAUUGGGAAGAUUGAUUCGUGCGGAACAGGUGCCUACCAUGUCGGGGAGGAGCCAGACGACCGAACCAUGUCGACCCUCGAAGACCACGGAAUCACAGACUACGUCCAUUGUGCUCGCAAGGUCGAUGAUUCCGACUUCGACAAGUUCGACUACAUCUUCGCAAUGGACCGCGGCAAUCUUGAGGAUCUCCGGCGCAUCCAGCGGCGCAAGCCCAACAGCAAGGCCAGAGUCAUGCUCUUCGGCGAAUACUCGGGCACUGGUAAGGCGGAGGUCAUCAGCGAUCCGUAUUAUGGCGGCAAACAGGGGUUCGAGAAGGCGUACGAGCAGGCGAUGCGGUUCUCGUUGAACUUCCUACAGGAUGUGUUCCCAGACGUGGAGCCUCCGAAGCCAUGA
This is a messenger RNA of Parathielavia appendiculata, 504 nucleotides long. RefSeq names its product protein-tyrosine phosphatase. Gene Ontology annotation, cellular component: cytoplasm. The coding region runs from base 1 to 504 and encodes 167 amino acids. Gene Ontology annotation, biological process: protein dephosphorylation. The transcript has 3 exons. NCBI's taxonomy places the organism in Eukaryota, Fungi, Ascomycota, Sordariomycetes, Sordariales, Chaetomiaceae. Gene Ontology annotation, molecular function: acid phosphatase activity; non-membrane spanning protein tyrosine phosphatase activity. The record is from RefSeq and is a predicted model, not a curated record.